GAAAAACCACAAAAUACUUUUUGAAGAUAAAAAGAAUAAAUUUCGACCUAGUCAGCAAAUUAUGUUUAGUGGAGUUCCGUUUAUAAUUGUUGGUUCGAAACAUCUUGAUUGUACUCAUGGAGUCAAUCAUACUAUAUCGCGGAAAAUGAGAAAUCAAGCAGAAAAACUGAAGGCAAAAGAUACUGUUAAUAGUGCCACAAUGUAUGCUAAAAGUAGUUUUUUAUCCCAAGAUACAAAGAAAAUGAACUGCCCUGCAAAAAUUACAAUAAGUGAUGUGGUUUAUUUUCCAGAUUUUAAAGCAGAAGCAAACACUGAAUGCCGAAAGCGUACUGUCGCUGAAAAACUGAAGGAGGACUGGAGCAACAAAAAAGAAACAUUUAAUUUUGAUAGAAAAAUUGUUGUUACUUUCCCCUUAGAAGACGAACACAAAGGUCAUUUAGUUGGAAAAGUAAUUUUUUUUUUUUCUGAAAUUUUAAACAAAAUCUUUAAAAAGUCAAAUAUGGUUACCAACCCUCAGAUUUAGUUUCAGCACUCUGCAAUGCUGAACUAUCUGCUGAUCUGACUUCAACCUCUUUUGUUGACCUUGUUUCUAUAUUAUUGUAUUUUGUGCCUUCCAGAAGACCACCAAAAAUAGUUUAAUGUUAAUAAUACAUUGCGACCUUCUUUUUCUUAAAUCUGAAAG
Messenger RNA from Hydra vulgaris (swiftwater hydra), 682 nucleotides. Lineage: Eukaryota; Metazoa; Cnidaria; Hydrozoa; Anthoathecata; Hydridae. The record is from RefSeq and is a predicted model, not a curated record.